GGAAUUGCACUACAGUAUGUGGGAGGCUUUUACCGCUCACCUUGAGAAGCGCACACGUCAUUCUUUUUUUUGAUGAGAGCGAGUGAGAUAAAGAGAAACCGCACAUCAACAGGACCAGGAGGCGAGUCCUUCGACUCUGACUCGUUCGUCUUCGUGUGCGUUUGAUGGUGAAGGAUAAGGCUCAGUGUGUCAAAUAACAGAAGAACUGAUGAGUGAAGACCGCACCGCUUCGUCCUCGUCACCAACCGAUACAAGAUCAAGAUGAAUACGACCGUCGACACGGUGGUGGACCGCUCCAUGACCAUGCCAAAGCUCGAGGCGUGGCCGUUAUGGCGCCGUUUGCUCGUAAUUUUGUUGGGCGUUGUCAGUUCGCUGCUCUGUGCCGGGCUGGUUUUUGGUUUUGCCGGUCUGUACCCACGACUGCUGCAGCGGGGUGUUUUUUACCAGGACUGCGUGGAUCCCAGCCACUCGCUGUCCUCGCAGAUACUGAUUCCCAAUGGAAGACAACCACGACUGGGUGAAGAAGUGCAAGUCGAGGGCGAACAACCGGCUGCAAUCAUACAGGCGGAAGACCUGUUACGCCCACGCGCGGCCGUAGAGCGUCGAGGAUUUCCCGACAUCAUGCCACCCAAAUUGGACGCGGCGUCAAAGUUUUUGUCUUUGCCGCAAACUGCAACCGAGGCAAUUAUCCGGAAAGCUACGACAACGCAGAGGAACAGAUCUCGCUCUGGUGACUCUGAAAAUAUGUUGCAGAUGAUCAAAAGUGACGACUUCAACGACGCGCAAAAAUCUACUACGGCCGAUCUAUCUGUCAGUGCGCCAAGAGCGGAGACCGCGGCCAAGGCCGCCCCAUCAGCACGGACGAUCAUACUCCAAACCCCAUCAGCAGACGACACCACAACCGCGGACAGUCUGAGUCGCACGACUAGAGAGAGCAACUACCUCCUGGAGAACUACCUGUUGGAAGCCAGCACGGCUCCUCGUGUGCGCAGCGAAACUUCUCCGACGGCCUCGGCCAAGACGUGCAGUGCGCAGCAGCUGGACUUGAGCUUCAUGUUUACGCUCGCAACGACGCUCCUGAAUGUGACAGCGUUUGUGAGCGGGCUGCUCCUGGAUAGCCUCGGACCCAAGUACGCGGCCUGCCUGGCGGCGCUCAUCUCGGGAUGCGGAAACUGGCUGUUUGGAUACGGGUUCUACUACGUGGGCUUCCAGAUGAUGGCGGUGGCCGGCCCAUUAGUUUACAUGGCCACGAUUUCCUUUUCUAAUCUGUACCCCCACCUUGGGGGGUUGAUUACCUCUGCCUGCUAUCCUAUACCCGCGUUUCCCAUUUCAAUCCUCGAUUCGAUUUGUAGUGCAACCGCAACCGCAUGGGCGUAGAAAACUGUGUAACUACAUACGAAAAAUACCCUAUGUAUACCGAGUGCAUGUGUAACCUUCGCUUGCUUGUCCUCAAGUGGUGCAUUUCAAAUUGAAACUCGAGUUGAAGUUUGUGAAGAAAAAUUUGCAUAGGAUACCUUCGUCGGCUGCUUUGAUGCCUCAUCGUUCGUGUUUGUAAUGUAUGAUGUGCACACCGAACUCAACUCCAUCCCUCGCCUCCCUUACUUUCUCAGUCUCCUUCUAUUUGCAUUUGUUUUUGUAAUGCAAAACGUCAUGUUCACUCUAUCAUUAUCUCAAUCUCUCUCACUCUUUGCUCCUGGCAUCGUUUGUUCUAAAUCAACACACAAAGAAAUUUGUAUGUUGCUUUGAUGUGGAUUUCAUGCGGAUGCAGCUUCAUUUUGCAGCCUCUUCAUCAUCUGUUUCCGACUUCGAUUGCUCGUCUGGUAAAACUAAAACUAGAUCGACGCUCUUCGAAUUAGGAUUGCGGUCAGAGGGGCGAGUUGUACUAGUUGUGCAUUUGCAUAUGAGCCUAGCUGCCUGCAUGAGCUACCUCCCAUUCGACGACGUGUUCCAAACCUACAGCCUUGUCGGCCUUUCCUUGGCGGUGCUGUUUCUGCUGUUCUACCCGCGACUGCCCAUCCGCGCGGAAGAUGUGCGAGCCUGGGAAUUGCAGGAACAACGGCGAGUCGAGGAAGAAAAGCAAAAGCGCGAAAUGAAGAAGCAGAAGUCAAAUGGCAAGACGCAAGCUGGCGACGCAACGGCAGACGAGCCAACGCGAGACCGUCGCGACUCACGUCUCACCGAGGCUGACGCGACCACCAUCCAAGUAGCCGCGGAUCAAGAUGAGGAGGAGUUGGAGCGGGACAAGCGGUACCAGCAGCUCCUGGAGGACCAGGACAAUUUUGCCAAGUACGACGGGCUCACCCUGCUGGAACAGAUUCAGACGCCGGACUUUCUCCUCUUCGCCUUCAGCGCCAGUUGCUACAUGGUGCGCCUCAACUUUUUCAUAGAGUCCGUGCCCCUGCAGAUGCAGCAGUUUUCACUUAGCAGCGAAGAGGCCGAUAUCCGCACGCAUAUCUUCUCGGUCAUGCUACCAGCGGCAGGUACGUGAACUACUUUUUAGUGAACUGGUAGCAUAAAGACGCACCAGCACAAAGCGCAAGCAGCACGCGAGCAUUUUUUUCUUAAGCUCAUUGUCAUUGUUGUUCAUCUACGUCUACUAGCAGAGACCACACCUCAGCAAGUCCUAAACUUCUUCUGUUUGAUAAACAAUACGCACUGCUCGAGAUUUAUUCCGUUUUUUGGCUAUUCAUCAAGUGAGAGGGAGUCCGUGAUGUAAAUUGAUGCAACUCUUAACAAAGGCAUCGUCGGGAUUCCAAUUAUUGGGUAUUUGACCGAUCAUUGUGGAUUGAUGUGUUCCUGGGUGGCGUUGUGGGUGCUUUUUCUGCUGUCCCAACUCCUGCAGGAGCUCGAUUGCAUGUACACAGCCUUUGUGUGCUUCACCCUAGCCCGACCUUUGACGUACACCCUGAUCGCCACCUUCUCCAGCCGCAGGUUCGGGCUCGCCAGCUUCGGGAAAUUGUACGGCGCUAUCAUGUCCAUUGCAGGGAUCGUCAACUCAUCGCAAUACCUCCUCCACCUCUGCGUCCUGCGCCUGUAUUUUUGAUACAACUAUGUACAUACCUAGCGUACACGACUUUCAUUAUUUCUUACGUAAGUUAUUUUGCGCGGCAGCGGCUUGCCCUUGCCCAAGAAGGAACUGCAAAACAUAAGCCGCGCACGAUUACAAGACGCCCACGAAUACGCACUAUCGUCUCGUCAUGUAAACGCAAAGCUUAAACUACUUGGCAACCAACUGAAAAAUUGUCGCGACCGUGCCACCGAGCGCCAGAAAUAUGGAACCCAUAUCCGCUACCGCUCGGGUUUGCAGUGCCACUACCCCCACGGACGAGCGGUAUUUUCACCCCAUUCGCGCAGGACCACAUCUAUCAGCCACAAUGGUCGGGAUCGGACACCUUUCUUCAGAAAUACAGCUUGAUGGUGAAGCCAUCAUGCCGAUGCGCUGUCUUUUUAAGUACUUUUUAUUAACGGUGUGAAGAAUCCAUUCUCCCGAACAUUCGAAAAAUACUGCGCGCGACAUAUCUGGUCUGCUGGUUCCCUGGCCUUGAAACCUAGCGCGAAGGUGCGUCUGUAGCUCUUGCGCGACUCGCAGGAAGCGGGAAUGCUUUGGGCUUCUGGAUGUUUUUAAAAUUUGCAAAAUGUAAAAUUUGCGGGCAAACUUUCCGGCAAAUGUGCGGCUAAAAUAGUGCUGCAGCAAAUUUGUGUCAAAUUUCCGACAAAUUUGAUGCAAAUUUUCAACGAUUUGCAGCAAACUUUUUGCGUCGCAAUACUGCGUCGCAAUAUUGCGACGUCUCCUGAAAGAGUUUGUUCUAGGACUCUAGUCCCGUUUGUUGGCGUGUUGGCGCGACGCAUUUUCGAGCGCGACAUAGCAAAUUUGAAGCCAGCCAGAAGCAAAUUUGAAGCAAAUAGAAGCAAAUUCGAAGCAAAUUUGCAGCAAAUUUGAUGUAGCAAAUUUUGUUGCGCCCCCCACUGAGGCUGUCGCCUUCCCGUAAGCUUGUGAGCGAGGGCCGCGCAUGGUCUCGCCAGAUCUGGUGGCUCGGUGGGACGCAAAGCUAGCUGCCUGCGUCUCGUUUCUUCUUUAAAAAAAAAGCCGCGGACAAUAUUUUUCGAUGACGGCCAGAAUGGAUACUUUAAAGCGCUAAUUUUAGUUCCACUCAACGUCAACACGAUCAGGCCUAGUCGGCAUUCCAGUCAACGGCUUUCUCACGGAUCAGUGCGGCACGGUGGCUAUGGACAAAAGGAAAAGCGUACUAGUUGCCUCUGCGCCUAUUUUUUUCUUUAGUGGGUGCUUAUUUGUGUUUCUUUGUAUUUCACCUUGCAUUGGCUCAUAGUCGGACUGAGCAGAUUGAAGAUUGGUUUGAUGUCUCAUAGGAGGUGCAGCUAUAGGACGAACAAUGUGAGAAAAAAGUUGUCCUUACGUCUUUAGACUUGAAUCCGAUUGUGUUCGGGUGCCGGUGCCGUUAAAGCUCAAGGCAAUGCUGGCAAGUGCAAAGUCACACUCCUAGGCACCAUGUGUGCGAGGAAAGGAACGUGUCUGUGAAAAAAUGGUGUGGCCGCUUAAUAUAAUUACGCCUUUUCCUUUUCAUAAUCCCGAGCUGGGCUGCGUUGUGGUUUUUCUUUCUUGCCUUUCAGCUGUGCUUUGAGCUCGGGCUAUCAAAGAAGAGAACCCGCACCCAUUACACGACACAGCCUGUACGACUUUAAAAUACUUACAAGAUGCAAAUGUUGAAAAUAUCUGUCUCUGUGCAUUGUUCUUGGUUCGUGCGCGACAUUUGAAAUAGCAACGACCAGCAUCGUCACAGUCAUUCUUCUUGUUGAUGUUGUCAUCGACAUUGUGAUCUGGGUGCGCUUUUCCUGUCUACGCAGAUGGUUUUUGUCCUCCUUUGUCUUCAUCUGCCUCGCCCGACCGCUGUUCUACACCAUUUAUGAUGGCUGUCGCUUGGAAAUACUGACGGCGCUGCAGAAGACCCCAGGGCCAGUGGCCCACUCCUAUGUUAUUUUUUGGUUUUCGUUUUGGAAAAACAAAAAUACUUAUUCACAUUGUUGUGUGUUGUAACAAAUGCAUUCAUCGCCAUCGCGGAGGCGGAGCAAGAGCUUCGACGAGGUCGAUGCAGCGAGCAGAGUCAUGAUUUGCUUUUGCUCGAAAAAUAAAAGUAAAAGCAUCAAACCGAGAAGAAGGCUCGUGUUUAUCACGCAGUCGAUACACAUCCGCAGGCAUCGAUCUUAGCAUGAAGGUCGUUCUUACCUCGACCGUGGGAGAUAGAUUUAGCAAAGAACAACACACAGGGCAAAUGCCACAAAUCACGGGAUUUCCAAGCGCAUGCCGAGAUUGCCGUCUUUACCGGCCGCCAUUUUGGGUUUCAGACGUUCGGCAAGCUUUAUGGGACAGUGUGCUCGGUGGCAGGGUUGGUUAUCAAACUGCAAUUUCUGCGUAAGGGUCUUGCUCCUUACUAGUUGGUUGCUUGCAAAUGGCAAUACAUCGUACGGAAAGCCGCAGUCUCCAUGGAGAUUCUACUUUUCAUUUCUUCUCUAUUGACUCAGUUGCCUGGUGCCAUGGAAGCGACCGAGCGUAAGCAUCUGCUUCAAAACCAUUUUGCAUUCUGUCUAUCUCGGCAAACCCUGAAGAUAUGCGCAAGAUGGCAUACUGGCUAACGCUUCGCAAUACUACUUGAACAAAGUCCUCGUCCAAAGUGUGUAUUUCUAUUUCCUACUCCCGUUGUAAUCAUGCGUGGCAUAUUACUACUUUUUCGAAUUUGCAACGAGCCGCUGCUCAUAGAUGAGAUCUCAAUACUGUAGUCCCCUACAUGAAUUUGAAUUAUGUCAACCACAUGAAAAUGAUACCUAAUUCUAAUACACCACACAACAGCUACGACGGCAAUUACGUUCCAGUGAAUCGUCUUUUGACCACGGUGCAGGUUUUCACGAUCGCCCUUCCAGUCUACCUUUUCUACGACGCAAAGAAUCGGUGGGCCGCUGACCAAGUGGGGAAGAACGACGUUGCGUUUGCUGGAACACGACUCAAAAAUAUGAUGGUCAGCAUGGACGUUGACACAACGGAGCAACCACCCGGUGGAAUAAGAGCAUUUGGUAGUACCAGCAACAUCAACAUGAGCAACAACGCGGCAAAAAAUCUCCUGAUGAAGGGGGCGAAAGACGGCGCAGCUGCUGAUAUGCGAAACACGAACAACUACAGCAACGACUUCGACGCAAAUAAUCUGAACAAGGUGCACCCAACUGCGUCGCAACCUCCGACCGGUUACGGUUACGGUGGCCCUGCUCCCGAGAGUGCUGCAGCACGAACAUCCGCAGGCGCUCGUAGCUCUUUCCCGCCGAGCAUGCAGCACGCUAGAAGCUGGCCGCGGGCAACAGCUUCACGGCACACGCAGCGAAGCGACGAACCGCAGUUGUCUAUGUUCAAUAGUCCGACAGAGUCUAUCGGCGCUUUAUCGCGCGUAUCCCAGGCUUCGAUACGGUUCGCAUGAACUCAAGAAUUGGAAAUUCGCAGGGCAGCGGCAACCGCGGCGCGGCGGCUGGAAUUGCAGUGCAACAGCGCCGCCGCCGGUGCGCCAUGGGUUUCUGCGACGCCUUGCUCAGUGAGCAUCGACUCGCGUAGAUACUUUUUUUGUCUGCUCUAUUCAUGAUACCCAGUGUAGUCGUAGUAAGUCGCAAGCCCUCAACGCCCCCAUUUAAUACGCGAUUCAAAAGCAUGCGACAUACAUACGUACUUUUUCACUUUCACAAUUUUAAUAUGACAACCAACUCAAAAACAAGAAGAAGACAACAAAACUAAACACCGGAAACAGAAAACACACCUGGAGCCCAUCAUUAUCAAGUUAGAAGACGACACACGCUGGACACACUUGUAUUUCCCUUCAGCGGCCUUCCUUGAUGAAAAAGAAAAUGAACGACAUCUAUCGCCCGUUCGCGUACAUUAAUAUUGCAUGAAUAGAUUCAGUAGGACUUGCUGAAAAUGAACGAACCCGAUCGGUCGCGACGGUUAGGUCUCCAAAUUGUGUGGACAUAGAUAUGAUGAAUUUCCAGUAAGAUCGUCACACUUUAAAU
Amoebophrya sp. A120 is the source of this 7059-nucleotide messenger RNA. The record is from the annotation of a GenBank genome assembly. NCBI's taxonomy places the organism in Eukaryota, Dinophyceae, Syndiniales, Amoebophryaceae.